GUUCUCACACUUUAGCAGCCAAAAUCUUCUGAUGUGUUAUGAUGCAACUGACACAAUCAUUCACAGCACUAGAUUUAAUAACGUAAUCUGAUUUUAAAAAGUUAAAUGAGCGUUUGAUGGUAGCCAACAUCCUAAUUAUGAAACCCUCAAAACCAUCGAUUGCAUUCAACUCCGCCUCCUUUUAGCACCUGCACAUGCACAAUUAGGUAACUACCGUGAGCAAAAUUGUUGUCGUGGUGGGCGAGGGUUGUUCCAGAGAACCAGUGGCUCAACAACAUAUGUUUCAAGAGAGCUGCUUGUUCUUGUGAUGUUCUCAAAAACAACUUAAUACUUCUUCACAUUUUGCUUGAACUUGGUCUUCAGGGUCUCGUUAGAGUGAGUUAUCAGAAGGAAAUUUCAUGCGUACGCAAGCAGAGCGGAGAACUCACGAGCGCGCUUUCCUGUCCAGGAGGCAAUAGGCUGUGCAAUGAAGAUUUUUUAAUGUGUUUUUUACCCUAGCUUAAAACAUUUAAACGAUGUACGAACGGCGGGAAGUGAGUCUUAAAUUGGGCUGGAUGUAGGAAGCAGAACAAAGACUGGAGGAAAAGGAAAACAACAAUCCUAUGGCUUGAAGGUUCUCUGUCUGGCUACAGCUCAUGGAUUUCCUCACAGAGUAUGCCUACAAUGACACGUACUAUGACAAUGGGACGGUCAACGGCACGGCCUGCCAGCCCAAGCAUCCAUACAACUACUAUGCCAUGCUUCUCACGCUGCUUAUCUUCGUCAUCGUCUUCGGCAACGUGCUGGUGUGUAUGGCCGUCUCCAAAGAAAAAGCCCUGCAGACCACCACCAACUACCUGAUAGUGAGUCUGGCCGUGGCCGAUCUCCUGGUGGCCACACUGGUCAUGCCCUGGGUGGUCUAUCUGGAGGUGGUGGGAGAAUGGAGGUUCAGUAAGGUCCACUGUGACAUCUUUGUCACUCUGGACGUCAUGAUGUGCACUGCCAGCAUCCUUAAUCUCUGCGCUAUUAGCAUUGACAGGUAUACCGCUGUUGCCAUGCCAAUGCUGUACAACACAAAAUACAGCUCCAGAAGACGAGUCACGCUGAUGAUCUCUGUGGUUUGGGUCCUGUCCUUUGCCAUAUCCUGCCCCCUAUUGUUUGGGUUAAAUAAUACAGCGACUCGAGAUGGCGCGGUGUGUGAGAUCGCCAACCCGGCGUUUGUGGUCUACUCCUCCAUCAUGUCCUUCUACGUCCCGUUCAUCAUCACGUUGCUGGUGUAUGUGCAGAUCUACGUAGUCCUCCGCAAGCGCCGCAAACGUGUCAACACCAAGCGCGGCUGCCAAGCAACAGACAUUGAUCCUCAUGCCACUCCCAAGGACAAGUGCACUCAUCCAGAGGAUGUGAAGCUAUGCACAGUAAUCGUCAAGACCAAUGGAACUAUCCCCAGCAAUAACAACAAAGGUCUCCUCGUCAAGGAUGUUGCUCUCCACGGCAGUGAGCUGGAGAUGGAUUUAAUGGUGAGCACCUCUCCACCGGAGAGGAAGAAAACGCUUUACCCAGAAACAGGCCAGCUGCGGCCAUCUGCCGUGAACGCGGACGGCCCCUCUCAGGUCGAGAGGCAGGUCAACGGGGAUGAGAAGAACGGCCACACCAAAGAGGGCCAGUCUCCGACAGCUGGCAAAGCUCUAGAGACCCAGGCCUUGCCCAAUGGCAAAACCCGCACCGCGGUGAGCAAGGCGCAAAGCAAGAAAAAGAUGUCGCAGCACAAAGAGAAAAAGGCCACUAAAAUGCUGGCCAUUGUCCUGGGUGUGUUCAUCAUAUGUUGGCUUCCGUUCUUCAUCACACACAUCCUGAAAACCCACUGCACCAGCUGUGUUGUCCCCAUGGAGAUGUACAAUGCUUUCACAUGGUUGGGGUACGUGAACAGCGCCAUCAACCCAAUCAUAUACACCACCUUCAACAUUGAGUUCCGAAAAGCAUUCCUAAAGAUCCUGCACUGCUGAUAGCACUGCUUAGAGCUCACUGCUCACGCAUGGUACUGGGAAUCAACAUGGAGGCAGGAAGAACAACCAACUGUCCAUUGAAAUGCUGAAAAGAGAAGGUCAAAUCACCUCAGGAUUUCAACGCUAGGCGAGUUGAAGCUAUGACUUGACAAACAGAUUCAUUACACACCGGCACUUUGCUCACACCUCAGUUGAAUGUACUAGUAGGGCUUUAUCAGUUUUCCCUUUCAACAGUAAAAACACCCUCCAUAUAGUUAAAAAAAAAACAGUUCAAGUGAUGAAUGGACUGGUGAUUGGAGCCAGUGGCCAUUUUUGGAACACUCAGUGGAAACUCCCACAUUAUGGGGAGGAUCAUAGGGAUUCAUUAGUGGGUCAGCUUCUCUUUUUUUCUGUAGCAAUAUAGAUGUUACAAUGUCCCUGUAAGGGCCAUCUUGAUGUACAUUGUGCAGAACACAGAAUAUUCAGUAUUAAGUUAUGUGUUAAAUUAUUGGUGUGUCAGGCUAUGUAAAUAUAAGACAAAGAGCUUUCUGUAUAGUGAAAUCAUGGCCAAAAGAGAUGUAUGAGACAAAUGUAUAUUUUGCAAAUUAAGGCCCAAAAUCAAAUAAUGGCUUUCUAAAUGGGGAUCGUCCUUUGGGUUUUAAAUUCAAAUGGGUACUUUGCCAUGUAUUGAGUCAUUUUUACAUGUCAGAUGUCAUGUGUUUUUUGAGAACAGCAUUUUAAUUGAACAUAGAGCAGAGUCCUCGUUACUGGGACUAGGUGACGUGGACACAGAGUAGAUCUUAUAUGAAGAUACACACACUGGACUGUGUCUGUUGUGACUCAGAACAAAAACUGGACCUCACAGAUCUUAUGUGUCUUGGUGAAGGACAGAGUGAAUGCCCAGCAUUAGUGAUGAUUUGCUAAAUGUUUGCAGUAAUAAGGUAACACUCUAAUGCUCAACCAGUUUUGUUGCAGACCAUGCCUUUAAUAUAUGUCUAUAUAUGAAGGGUUCAGAUGCAAAAGCCUCUAAAUGCCACCUACGUCAAAAAUGAGAUAAAGAUGGUGAGUGAAUGCUCUCCUCACAUAGUAUACGUUAAUCAAAUAAUUUAACUU
Messenger RNA from Alosa alosa (allis shad), 3074 nucleotides. It is a transcript of the gene drd2b, whose product is annotated as dopamine receptor D2b. Gene Ontology annotation, biological process: adenylate cyclase-inhibiting dopamine receptor signaling pathway; adenylate cyclase-activating adrenergic receptor signaling pathway. Gene Ontology annotation, cellular component: presynaptic membrane; glutamatergic synapse. Bases 636 to 1982 code for a protein of 448 amino acids. Gene Ontology annotation, molecular function: G protein-coupled receptor activity; dopamine neurotransmitter receptor activity, coupled via Gi/Go. NCBI's taxonomy places the organism in Eukaryota, Metazoa, Chordata, Actinopteri, Clupeiformes, Clupeidae. The transcript has 8 exons. The record is from RefSeq and is a predicted model, not a curated record.